ACAGCGGUGUCUCUGACAAGUCUCUCCGUCUCUCUCUUUCUUUCUUUGCAUCCACACGCGAGAGAGAGAGAGAGGGAAGAGAGAGAGAGAGAGAGAAACUUGAGAAGGAAAAGCCGAGGAGACGCAGCCACAGGCGAGAAAGUAAGGUUUUGGGUCUCCUUUAGCCGAGCAAAACAGUGCUCAGUGUGAUUUUGAAUCAGAGGAAUAGAAGAAAGGCUGGUAGGAGAUGGACUAUGAAAGCAACAGUUGGAUAUGGGAAGGGGUAUACUACUACCCACAUCUCUUUGGCGGUCUGAUGCUCACGGCGGCCUUGCUCGGCUUGUCCACCAGCUAUUUUGCCGGGGUUGGCGUGCCUUCGUUGCCCUUUUUCUGGUCUGAUUUCGGGAUUUUCCCCAAGAAGAAAUGUGGAAAGAAACGCAUUCGGGUUUACAUGGACGGGUGCUUUGAUCUCAUGCAUUAUGGCCACGCGAAUGCGUUGCGGCAAGCCAAGGCUUUGGGUGAUGAAUUGGUGGUGGGUGUUGUGAGCGAUGAGGAGAUAAUCGCCAAUAAAGGCCCGCCUGUUUUAUCCAUGGUAGAAAGGCUGGCCCUUGUUAGCGGGUUGAAAUGGGUGGAUGAAGUCAUAUCAAAUGCUCCAUAUGAAAUUACAGAGCAAUUCAUGAAUAGUCUCUUUAAUGAGCACAAGAUUGACUACAUUAUUCAUGGUGAUGAUCCUUGCCUGCUUCCGGAUGGAACUGAUGCUUAUGCCUUGGCAAAGAAAGCUGGCCGCUACAAGCAGAUCAAACGCACUGAAGGGGUCUCCAGCACAGACAUUGUAGGUAGAAUACUCUCUUCAGUGAGGGAUACAAAAGUUAAUCUGGAUUGUAACGGUACUUCUUUACAUGGAGAGCCUCAAAAGGGAAGUGAAUCUAAGGUUGCCCACGUAUCACAAUUUCUGCCGACAUCCCGAAGGAUUGUACAAUUCUCAAAUGGCAAGGGACCUGCACCAAAUGCUCGUGUUGUGUACAUUGAUGGGGCAUUUGAUCUCUUUCAUGCUGGCCACGUUGAGAUCCUCAAGAGUGCUAGGCAACUUGGAGAUUUUCUGCUUGUCGGUAUUCACACAGAUCAGACUGUGAGUGAACACAGGGGGAAUCAGUAUCCAAUUAUGCAUUUACAUGAACGUAGUCUUAGUGUGCUGGCUUCCCGUUACGUUGAUGAAGUUAUCAUUGGUGCACCUUGGGAAGUUACAAAUGAUAUGAUUAUAACUUUCAACAUCUCUUUGGUUGUGCAUGGGACAGUUGCUGAGAACUCCUUGUUGACUGCUGAAAGUGAUCCUUAUAAGGUUCCCAAGAGCAUGGGAAUUUUCCGGUUGCUUGAAAGCCCCAAAGAUAUAACCACGACUUCAGUAGCCCAAAGGAUAGUUGCCAAUCAUGAUGCGUACACGAAACGCAAUGCAAAGAAGGCUGCAAGUGAGAAGAAAUACUAUGUAGAGAAAAAGUAUGUAUCAGGAGAUUAGCUGCUGGACAGAUUUGAUCCCCCGCAGCCUAGUUCGAUACAGUUCAUCAUCCACAUUUAUCCCCUCAUAGAGUUACCUAUUGCUGUUCGAUACAUAGAGAAGUCCCAUACAUUUGCUUGAGGGACCGGAGAAGGAACGACAGGAGAAUGAAUACAUGCACGAGACUUGGAAGAAUUAUUUUUCUUUCCUUUCUUCACAUUUUUUGUGUUACUCUGAAUUUUUUUUUUCCCCGAACAUAUUAUUUUACUCUUAAUUGAAAUAGGGAUUCAAAUUCUAAAUUGUAUGACAAACUGAUCUAGCUCCUUUUGUAAACAUUGCUUUCACAUAGCCCUUCCCUUUAUUUAUAUGAUUUUUUGUCUAUGGCAUUUAGUU
Molecule: messenger RNA, 1864 nt
Organism: Juglans regia (Persian walnut)
Lineage: Eukaryota; Viridiplantae; Streptophyta; Magnoliopsida; Fagales; Juglandaceae
Product: ethanolamine-phosphate cytidylyltransferase-like
Exons: 10
Coding region: 227-1492 (421 amino acids)
Biological process (GO): phosphatidylethanolamine biosynthetic process
Cellular component (GO): cytoplasm
Molecular function (GO): ethanolamine-phosphate cytidylyltransferase activity
Source: RefSeq, a predicted model, not a curated record